UCCUGUGGAACCUGACGGGCGUUUGGGUCCCACGCGUCGUCUCGAGGGCGCUUACUUCCAUUUAAGCAGCAAUUUCCAGUUCUAACGCCGCACUCGUUGACACGUCAUCGAGUAUGAUAUUCCCGUAACGAUUGGGUGUAAAGUUUAUUUGGCUCUUUGUGGAUGCCUUCUAUCCCCGCGUCGGACACACUCUUAAAUGAAACCCUAGCUCAGAUCUCUCUCUCACGUCGUUGCCAAGUCAAGCUCCUACUCGCCACCGUCUCGCCCCUCCUCCCGCUCUGCAUCGCUGCUCGUGUGGUGUCCACGUGUCGCGAUUAAAGCUUACCCUCAAUGCCCAUGGGCUCGCCCAAGGAAAAGAGGACGACGGGCGCCAGCUCCGCCUCCACCUCCUCCAAGGCCCCACGAGAGGCGGCGCCGCCGGCAACUGCACUGGUCCCCCCCGAAUGGUCCGCCUCCUUUCAGGCCUUCUACGACCGGGGAGCCGCCGCUGCCGCCGUGAUGCCCCAGGCUUUCUAUUCCCCGUCACCCAUCGCAACCGCGCAGCCUGUCGUUUGGGGAGCUCAGCAAGUGAUGCCGCCCUACGGCAGUCCGAUUGCUUACGCUUCGUUCUAUCCGCAAGGGGGUUUUUAUGCUCAGCCUCCGAUAAAUGCGGGCGUGGCUUUUCGAACCCAGGAAACCGAAGGGAGGCCGACAGAGGCGAAGGACAACCAGCCGACGAGCAAGAGGACUUCCAAAAUUUUAGAGGGAUCACCAGGAAAAUCAGGGAAUGAUGGUAAAAGGGCCUCUGGUGCUGGUGAGAAUGCCUCGCAGAGUGAUGACAGUGAAACAGACGGGUCAUCAGAUACUAAAGAAGACUAUGACCAACCAAAGGAACAUUCCCCAAACAGAAAAAGAAGUUAUGGAAAUACAACUGAAGGUGAAGGUUCUCAUUCCUUUGACACUGCUGGUAAUAGCGGUACUGCUGGAAGAGUGCGGACUGCCAAAAAGCUUCCAGUCUCAGCCCCAGGACGAGCAGCAUUGCCUGGUCCUCCAACUAAUUUGAAUAUCGGGAUGGACUUUUGGGGUGCUUCCCCUGCUGGAUCUGUACCUACAAAGGACGAACGUGACCUGAGGCGGGAGAGAAGAAAACAGUCUAAUCGGGAGUCUGCCAGGAGGUCAAGGUUAAGGAAGCAGCAAGAAUGUGAAGAGUUGGCAAGGAGAGUGACUGAUUUGAACAAUGAGAACAGCGCACUCAGAGUAGAACUUGAAAACCUCCAGAAAUUGUGUGGGGAACUGGAAGCUGAAAAUAAAUCAAUCACGGGAGAAUUGAAACAAAGAUACGGGCCUGAAUUCUUAUCUGAAUUGAGCAGCAGCAUUGACGCAUCAAAGCUGCAAUCAGAUGUUGCCAGCAGUUGACCCUUUUUCAUCAAAGUCAAACUAAUUCUAACUUGUUAUACGAGGCUUCCAAGGUAGCCUUUGCCUUGUUCCACGACCACUCCACUGGCCUUGGGCUCUCGACACUUUUAGUUGAUGGAGAGGGUCUGCAUAGCUGGAUGUAUACUUAAAGAUCAAAUUAAGUAGUUUUAUGCCGUCUUUUUCUUUCUCGAUGAACCAGUUUCAGAUUGGCCUUUGGAGCGAGCUACAUUAGAUAUUUAAUAACUGGUGUUGCUGGUGUGAAAGAUUACGGAGGAUAGAAACAGCUCAAUUGAUGCUCUAACUGUCUUAAUGUAGUCAAAAGUCUGAUAUUGAUUUUUCUUAUAGUGUAAAUUGACUUGAAUUAUAGCCACAGUGUGUCAAUAUUAUUACACAAAAGAUUGAUGGUUGUGCCUGAUUUAUCUUGA
Molecule: messenger RNA, 1820 nt
Organism: Musa acuminata AAA Group (dessert banana)
Lineage: Eukaryota; Viridiplantae; Streptophyta; Magnoliopsida; Zingiberales; Musaceae
Product: G-box-binding factor 1-like
Exons: 9
Coding region: 331-1395 (354 amino acids)
Biological process (GO): regulation of DNA-templated transcription
Cellular component (GO): nucleus
Molecular function (GO): sequence-specific DNA binding; DNA-binding transcription factor activity
Source: RefSeq, a predicted model, not a curated record